CGUCUCAAGCUGAGCUUAUUUCCCACUGCGCCGGACCUCGAUUUCUUCAGCAUCCCGCGCAACAACGGACAGUCUACUGAGACACGAUCGCCGAGACCGCUAUAUUGAAGAAUCAGCCACGUUCCCACCCUGCCACCGGCUAGCUUAACCGUUGGUCGUCCGGACAGCCCCUUAAGCAAGCACCUCCUCAACCGUCAACGAGCCCGAAUCCAAGCGGCAGCUCGUCGUUUCAAGCACCCAAACGCCAAGCUCCCUACCCCCCGAGAACAACCAAACCCGUUGCCCAACAUGGGUAUGAACCUCUUCGACCGCAUCCAGGCCAAGAUCGAGCUCUUCCGCCUCGAGCAGCGCUACACCCGCCGGCGCCAUCGCCGCUCGACCUUCGUCUCCAACGCCAUCUACGUCGACGGCGAGUACAUCUACCAGUCGCCCAACACGACCGGGUCAUCGACCAGCACCAGCAAGUCGGCCAGCACACAAUACACGACGACGCCGGUCCACAGCGUGGAGGAGCCAACCAGCAAGCAGCAGAAGAAGCUUAACAGGUGGUCGUCAAUGCCCGGGUUCGGGUCGAGCGCGAAGCCCGAGGUCAUGGGUGGGUUGCCGUCCGUGAGGGAACACGAGGACCGGAGGAAGAGGGUUAGCUUCCACGACGAGAGGGGGUAUUGAAGGAGUGUAGAGGGUUUGAGGGUUAUGAGGCUUGGUGUUUUGGAUUAACAGUCGUGGGGAGACGGGAUUCUUCCCGCGCCUUUUUCAUGGAGCGCGGUUG
Molecule: messenger RNA, 769 nt
Organism: Chaetomium strumarium
Lineage: Eukaryota; Fungi; Ascomycota; Sordariomycetes; Sordariales; Chaetomiaceae
Exons: 1
Coding region: 289-669 (126 amino acids)
Source: RefSeq, a predicted model, not a curated record